This is a messenger RNA of Trachymyrmex cornetzi, 700 nucleotides long. RefSeq lists its product as uncharacterized. The record is from RefSeq and is a predicted model, not a curated record. Bases 59 to 700 code for a protein of 213 amino acids. NCBI's taxonomy places the organism in Eukaryota, Metazoa, Arthropoda, Insecta, Hymenoptera, Formicidae. The transcript has 5 exons.
UUCACGAAAUACCAAAGGUAUCGAUAUAAGGUAUUUUUUAUUUCCAAAUAUAACUGAAAUGAUAGAAAAAUGGAAAGUGUUGUGUAAAGAAAACGUAAACCCAAAAAUCGCUCGUGUUUGUUCCAAACACUUUGAUUCUUCACAAUAUAAGGAUACUUUGUGGUUACGUAGGAUAUUGCCUACUUAUAGCCCUGUGAAUAGUAGGAAACUAAAACCAAAUGCAAUUCCAAUGGAAUUUGUAGAAGAGGCUCAGGCAAUUGUGAAGAAUGAUUUGGAAACAUAUGUUGAGACACAUUUUACACAAGUUGCUACAGAUUGUGAUACAUUGAGCUCUAUGAGUCCAGUUGCGUCGAGGUCAGAGAGUUUUGUUGCAUCAUCAUACUCUACAAGUGAAAUGGCAUUAUGCUCUUCAAGUCCAACUGCAUUGAGCUCAUGCUCUAGAAAAGAUGAUAAUUUUGGUUCAUCGCAAGUUUCUUAUGAUAAUGCUAAAAUACAGCAACUGAUACAGGAAAAUGCAGAUUUACUUUUGAAAAACAAAGUUCUUCAACAACAACUGGCUCGGAAGAAUAAACUUUUUAAAAAAGAGAUGAAGAAAAAGUUUCAAGAUAUGCUAAGCCCUUUUUUCACGCCAGGACAAAUCAAGAUGACCUUGAAUCCUAUGCAAAAAAUGACAGUACAAUCAUUAAGGCAUUUCGACUGA